AGCCCCAUGGCCCUCAUCAGACAAAGAAUCUCUCUCAUCACAUAAGGUCUUAGUGUUAUAUAUAAAUAAGCAUUGCACCAUUAGUGAUAUCAUCACCAACAACCUUUUCACUUACAAAGCUUUUAAAGCAACAAAAACUUCGGUAAGCGUCUUUAGAGACAGUGAGAGCUAUGUCAAAAGAGAUUGAGCUUCCAGGUUUCAGAUUCCACCCGACCGAGGAGGAGCUUACUGAUUACUACCUCAAGAACAUGGUUUGCGGAAAAUUCUCCAAAGUCGAAGUCAUUGGUUUCCUCAACAUCUAUCGCCAUGAUCCAUGGGACUUACCACGUUUAUCGAAAAUCGGUGAGAGGGAAUGGUAUUUCUUUGUUCCAAGGGAAAGGAAGCAUGGGAACGGAGGGAGGCCAAGCAGGACAACUGAGAAAGGAUAUUGGAAAGCAACUGGUUCCGACCGUAAGAUCAUAAGCUUGUCUGAGCCAAAACGUGUGAUUGGGCUCAAGAAGACCCUUGUGUUCUACAGAGGUAGAGCACCAGGUGGAAGCAAGACUGAUUGGGUCAUGAACGAGUACCGUAUGCCUGACAAUUGCACCUUACCAAAGGACGUUGUGCUGUGUAAGAUAUACAGAAAAGCCACUUCCCUUAAAGUGUUGGAGCAAAGAGCAGAGAUGGAAUCUAAGAUGACUCAAACAUGCCCAAACUCUCCUCUCUCGUCUUCCGAGACCAUUUCUUACGUUGGAAAAGAAGAAAACUUGAUGAAGACUUCGUUCCCUUUUCCUCAAGCAUCAGCCAUGCAAGAAGCAAACAACAACUUCAUGCUUCAAGGACAUGAAGAGAAGCAAAGAGAAACAGAGAUGAAGGAGUCUUCUUCAUCGCUGAAGCUACCAUGUGGAGUCUUGCCAUUACCAGAGCUGCAAUUACCUAAACAAGGAUUAGAAUGGGGACAAGACCAGUUCUUGAGUAUAAGCCCAUGGCUCCAGAAUCUUACCCCAAUUGUUAACCUACUAAAUUUUUAGGAUAUGUAAAAAAAAAAAAAAAAAUCUCCCAACAGAACUAACUAUUCUUCAGUGAUAC
This is a messenger RNA of Brassica oleracea var. oleracea, 1068 nucleotides long. Its product is annotated as NAC transcription factor 29-like. Lineage: Eukaryota; Viridiplantae; Streptophyta; Magnoliopsida; Brassicales; Brassicaceae. The transcript has 3 exons. Bases 171 to 1010 code for a protein of 279 amino acids. Gene Ontology annotation, biological process: regulation of DNA-templated transcription. The record is from RefSeq and is a predicted model, not a curated record. Gene Ontology annotation, molecular function: DNA binding.